AAACUCAUCUAACUGAAAUCAUGAUAUGUGGUCUUUAUGACAAAGCAGAUCACGCUUCUUCCUUCUUCUUCUUGUCUUUCCUUGUCUCUAAGCUGAUACUCGAGAGAAUUUUUAUAAUGGCGACUUCUUCGAUCACUAUACCAACCAUUCGGGGAACCAAGUUUCUCGGCCAGACACAUCUAUUUUCAACUCCAAACCGAUCGGUUCUCCCGCCUUCAAAACAGCAGUCAAACGUUCGUCGAGUAAAGGCCAUGGCUAAGUUCAAUCUAUGGGAGGUGAUGGGAGGAAGAGGAUUAUGCAACGGAGAGAAAGGUAUCGAGAAGGAGCUACAGAGGAACAUAGAGGAAGAGACAUCAAAGACUGAGAACCAGAGAGAGAAAGAGAGCGAUGACGACGAGAAUAGCUUGUCGUUUCAAGUUCCUGAAGACGGUUUCGAGAAAGAGAUGAUGGGUCUCACCGGAGGCUUCCCCGGCGGCGAAAAGGGACUGAAAACGUUCAUCGAACAAAACCCACCACCACCACCGCAACCGAAGAGAGGAGGAAGCGAUGAUGUUGUGUCCACAAUUGCUACGGAGAAGAAGCCGAGAGCUCCAGAGCUACCGCUUCUCAUGCCGGGGAUGAUCGCUAUAGUCAAGAACGCGAACAGUCCUUACCACAUGUACUGCGGGAUAGUUCAGAGGAUCACGGACGGGAAAGCGGGUGUCCUGUUCGAAGGAGGGAACUGGGACCGUCUGAUAACGUUCAGGCUUGAAGAGCUUGAAAGGAGAGAGAAAGGACCACCGGGUAAGAAUCCAAAGUCUUGUGUUCUUGAGCCUCUUAUCGAACAGAUGCAAAACGAGGCAGCACCAUAAGUUGUGGAUCUUUUCUCUAGUCUCUCUCUCUACUCGAUUCCUUUCCUUGUGAAUGUAUAUGUAACGUACCUUUGCGUUUAGGUUUCUGACUGCUUCUAAAAAAAGCUUCCGCAUGUGAUA
This is a messenger RNA of Raphanus sativus (radish), 971 nucleotides long. RefSeq names its product NAD(P)H-quinone oxidoreductase subunit S, chloroplastic. The transcript has a single exon. The record is from RefSeq and is a predicted model, not a curated record. Lineage: Eukaryota; Viridiplantae; Streptophyta; Magnoliopsida; Brassicales; Brassicaceae. Gene Ontology annotation, biological process: photosynthetic electron transport chain. The coding region runs from base 21 to 851 and encodes 276 amino acids.